CUUUUACAGAAUGUGCUCGGAGUUUUGGCGAUAGAGGAGGAGGGUGAACCAAACCAAGCGGGGUGGAAGGGUCCUGGGGGCAGCAUCACUUUCCAAAGUUUGUCGGUGAUUUCCUGAAGUCUCCAGCCCACCAACCGGCGUGUUUUGUUUACAUUUUGCAGGCAAGGCGUGUAUGCUAUCGAGCCGACGUUUCCGACACAGCGUGCACUAGCUUUGUGGCUGGUGUUCGGACACUCGGUGCGCGCCUCUAGUAGGAUGUUACCGAGUCAAGUUGGGUCGGCACCGGCUGGAAACGGGUCCGCAUCGGGUAGAGGGGUUGUAGGGCACGGGUCUGGGGUUGUGGGGAGCGGGGUUCGUCCUAUUUUGGUCCGAGCAGGGCACGCUUACGAGGGGGAAAGGGACACAGUAGGAAUGCUAGGGGCUAACGGUCCGAGAGGCGCUAGACCCCCGGGGAAUGGAACCGGGGUGACACAGCUACAGUCGGCGGUGCAGGCCAACGUGGUGGGGUUGACGGCCGGAGGAGGAGUGGUCCUGCCCCAAGGAGCUGCGGCUAGGUUUGACCACGAUAGAGACGCCCUUUGCAGCGGAUCGGACAACGACUCGGACUCCGUGGACGAUGAGGACCCAGUGGGUUCACUCGGGGACAAUAGGAGAGGGGUCAAGCGGGAAAGAGACAUGGAAGCGGCCGUGGUUGGGCAGGAGGUCGGUGUACCCCCUGGAGCUUAUGGCAUGGUCACCGGGGGAGUAGCCGGGGCAAAGCCGGGGAAAAAGACACGUGGACGGGUAAAGAUUAAGAUGGAGUUUAUUGACAACAAGCUGCGGCGGUACACCACUUUCAGCAAGAGGAAGACUGGCAUUAUGAAAAAGGCCUAUGAACUUUCAACCCUGACAGGAACUCAGGUGCUUCUGCUUGUGGCCAGUGAAACGGGCCAUGUGUACACAUUUGCCACUCGUAAACUGCAGCCCAUGAUCACCAGUGAGACAGGGAAGGCCCUGAUCCAAACAUGUCUGAACUCUCCGGACUCCCCUCCACGGUCGGACCCCUCCACUGACCAGAGGAUGAGCGCCACAGGGUUUGAGGAGACAGACCUGACCUACCAGGUGUCCGAGGCCGAGGGCAUGGGAGAGACUAAGGACACUCUAAAGCCCACGUUCACCGUCGCAAAUCUGCCCGGGUCGGUCAGCAGCACCCAGGCCACCGUCCCAACCACCUCCACCACGAUGCAGGUGAGCAGCGGUUACCCAAUCACCAACUACCUGGCCCCAGUGUCUGCCAACAGCAACAUCAGCGCCAACGGGACGGUCCUAAAGGCCGCGGGGCCAUCUGCGGGUGUCAUGCAGCUGCCCGGAGGGUUCACAUUCAUGCCCGCGGGCACCCCUCUCCCCCCUGGCACCCCCACCAUCCCCCUCAGUCAGUUGCAGUCUCACUCUCUGGCUCUUCAGGGGCAGCACGGGGCCGCCCCAGCAUCAGCGCAGGGGCAGCAGGCAGUCUUCCGCUUCCCCGCCGCUGUCUCCCUCACAGGAGCAGGAGUGUCACAACAGCUCCAGGCCAUUCAGGUCCAUCCCAACGCUCAGCCUAACACUAACAGCGACAGCAGCCCCGAAAUCUCCCACUCCUCCUCCAACUCCACCGCAACAGUGAGUCUCCCGGCAACCAUCGUCACGUCGUCAGUCCCUACCACAGUGGCGGGUCACAUGAUGUACCCUAGCCCUCACACGGUCAUGUACGCCUCCACGCCCGCGCUGGACGGGGGGCUGGCUGUGCUCAAUGCCUUCUCCCAAGGCACUCCCACAAUGCAGGUCUCCCACUCACAAGCACAGGACACAGGCGGUGUUCCUCAGGUGUUCCUCACGGGUCCUCCGGGCACAGUCCAGAUCCCGGUGUCGGCGGUGCAGCUUCACCCAGUACGGCAAGAUCUGCAUUUCACAAAUGGUGAUUGGUCAGCAGCCGGGCGGCAGCAGCACUAACCUCACAGAGCUACAGGUGGUCAAUCUAGAGGCCGCUCAGAACUCAAAGGGCGACUGACCCCGCACUCUUUCACGGGACACCCACCCUUCCCCCCUCCUCCCCUCUUUUUCACCGGACCCCCCCUCCAAAAAGAGACGGGGGCGGCCACUUGGACUGACAUCUUUAUUUAUUUAUUGAUGCCUUCCGAAAGUUUCACAUCACAAUCUUGAAUGUGACAUCAUGUAUUCACACAGUCGCGGGCAUGUGUGGUCUUCUACAGUAUGUUUGGUAAAUAUAUAAAUACGUAUAUAUAUAGUUUUAUUGCAUAGGAAACAAUAUCACUACAUCCUUUGUGUUGGAUGGCCUUUUCUAUGCUAGAUAUUUUUGUCAACAGUGUAAAACCCACUAUUAUGUGCCAGCCAAAGAGACUUAAGAGUUUGAAUGUGGGCCGUCCAGCACAUACAUAAAGGGUUUGUAAAUGGGGCAAAUUCAAAUGUAAAUAUUUUUCUAACUUGUAUUUUUAGCCUGGUUUAGUUUGUGCGAGGCAUGUAGUUGUUUUUUACGUAGUGUUUUAUUUUUUUCUUUUUGUAUGUAAGAAAAUUGGUUUGCAUAAAAGGUUAUUUUACAGUGUUUGUAUGAUUAAUUUAACGCACCAUCAUGUUUAAGAUUUCACAGCGACUUUCAGUAAGUUACUGUUUUCAAAUGUGGACUGUCUCAAAUCAUGAUAUAAAUAAUGAGGAAUAAUGAGGAAUGGCCACAAUUGUAAUAUUUUAUUUUUACAAAAACGUCUAGGUCUUUGUUCAUUGGCUAAGUACAUUAUAAAGAUAUAAAUGUAUAUAAAUAUUUCUGAGGUUCUGGCACCUUCUCAGAGACUGACAAUCCUCAAUUUAAACACUUAAAGCUAAUAGCACAAAAGAAAUGUAUGCAUUUUUUGCCAAGUAAUAACUAAAAGUGGUUAAAUAAUAAUUCAUAGUUUUUCAGUACAUUUAUUCAAAGUUGUAAUUGCACCGACCAGGCAGCCUAAAUGAAAUCUACCAUAGUUAAAAUUACUUGAAUUUUUGAGUAGUUUUGAGCAGUAUUUUGUGCAAUGUCACAUUUUGCAGAAGGAAUAGUGUGUUUGCUAGAGUUGCAAUAAAAAAUUACCUAUAGAAUAUUUUGCCGCUCUGGUUUAGCUAACUGGACGAAUUUAUACAAUAAGAAAUGAUACGUCCAGGUGACCAAGCAACCUCAAAACUACCACCAGCUGUAAUUAUAAAACUAUUAGUCGUUCAUUUGAAGUAUCUUUUGCUUUGACCAAAAAUGCAGCACGCUUUCGUAUGUGACAAUACUGCUGACCCCCCUCAUCACAUUUUAUAAUAGAGGUAUAUUGAGGGAAUGACAAAAUUGGUAAGGAUUUAUAAAGGGGCUGGACAAUAUGUCAUUACAAGCUAAUUGUGAUCUGAUACAUGUGACAGUUGUCACAUUAUACUUUGUGGUUUAGUUCUGGAUUAGUCUUGGAUUAGUCUCAGUUUUGACCUGUUUUUGACUCGGUCUUGUACAGCUCAAGUGGGGUGUUCCUUGCUGGGGGUAUCAAAAGUACAGAAAAGAAACACUGAGUUUAUGCACAUAUACAACUUGAUAUAAUAGAUUAAAAAAACAUUGAACGUGAUCAUUAUAGGCUUUGUUAGUUCCAUAUGGAGUUGCCCAAAGGGCAACAAGUAAAUAGGAUAUUUUUGUAAGUCUUUUUUUUUUUUUUUAAGUUGAAAGCUAGAUUUUUGAACAUGAGAAAGGACAACCCUCUGCUUUUGUAUCUAAGAAAUAGAGCGAACUUGGAUUUUAGACAGCGCCUUUUACUGCACCAUAGUGCCUAUUUUUCAUAAUUUACAAAUCACUGCAACUCAAAAUGUAAAAUGAUCCAGAUCCUUCAAUUUAUAACUAGCUGUAAAUGUAUAUUGGCUGUUUACAUGCAAACGUAAGUGAAGUUCAAGUCAAAAAGGGGAAUUGAUAAAAAAUGUGGUUUUAAUUUGCAAAAGUCAAAAUGUUAUUUUCCUGUCUUUGUGUUUCUUGUACAGAUGUUUUGUAAUAAAAAAAACAAACAAAAAUGUAUUGAAAAGUGUUAAAAAUGACCACAUCUCUUGAAGAUAUUUUUUUAAUUGGAACGUUGAAUGUUAAAACCAUAUUUGUAAAACAGCAGUGGUAACAUAUGAAGUCAGCUGAAGUGAAAUAAAUGAUACUCAAUGCCUUUGUGCACGAAAUACUGUUGUGUGGACCUCAAAUUAUUCUGAUUGAAUUAACAUGCAGAUUGCCUUAAAAUAUAAAGAUGUGACUAUAUGAAUACAGAUUAUCAAAAUACAAAAAGUGACUUAACAAUAAGCGGUGCACAUAAAUUCUGGUAUUCAAAGUCUCAGAAAAAUUGUUUUUCAGAUUUUACGGUGUCAGAGGCGAGGGUAUUCCUGUGUAUUAUGUGAUAUUUUGUAAUAAAUAAAAAUAGGUCACGUUAAUCGCAACAAAAUUAUAGGCAUAACAAUGUGGUUGCCUCAGUUUCUAUUAACACUACAAUGCUACAGAAUGUUAACGAAUAGCAAAAGAAAAAUUCAAUUCUGUCAACUGAUCACACCUGGACGACUGAGGGAUUACACAAAUGUUCUCACAAUUCUAUGAAAUUUUAACAUGGCAAUGAUCAUGAAAAGAAAUUUGAUUUGACAGUUAUCAUGUUUGACACUAUGACUAAAUAACAAUGAAAUCUGUGUUAAGUCACAAAUGCAGGGGCGGUGCCAGGGUGGGGGCUUAAGGGGGCACUAGCCUCCCCUAGAAUGGCCAGUGCUCCCCUAUAGUGCUCCUAAAGAUUUUUGCUCCAUUUUCAUAGCACAAGAGUAAAAAUGUUCAAACGGCAACCCGAGAGUGUUCAAAAUGAGACUACAAUAUUUUUUUUUUUAAAUUAAAGAAAAUCCCUACAGGAGCUAUAACUAACUAUAAUUAAACUGAUUUAAAACAGCAAAGCAAACAUAUAAAACUCUAAAUUAACAUUAACAAAGUGAGCGCACACAUUGAAGAAAUUAGCACCCCCAUAGCCCCACAACCAAAAAGAUUUGGCGCCACCUCUGUUCAAAUGGUAGAUUGCCAUUGCUAAUAGUUAAACAGUUUUAUGAUAAAGUAAUGACAGUCAGAUAAAAAGCACUCAAGAAUUAAGGUUCACUUUUGCCAUAUAGAUUAAAUAGAAAAUACUCCUUUUUGCGUCUAACAUUUUCACAAUUAUUACUUUGUUUUAUAUAUUGUGGCCUGAAUAACAAUUACACACUGAAUAUUCUUAACAUCUCUAGUGAUAUUAUCUGAAAACAAGCAAUUCAGCUAACAAUGCCAUGUAAUUGAUGCAGGAAUAGUGGCAAUCCUCCAUGACACUGAAAGGGAGCCAUGACAGUAACCAUGUGUGUGUCAAACAACUGAAAGUAAUUUAUUUUUAACCAAUGUUGUUCCAAUCUGCAACUUAAAACCUUUAAGAUUUCUUUUUAGUCACCAAACCAGAGACAAACUUGCAAUGACUGAAUAAACCAACUAUUUUCACCAAAACCCAACUCGAUCAAAUUAACUGCCCCGAGUUUAAUGUAACAAAGGAUGCAGAGUAAACCACAAAGCAAAUUAUAUUUUCAGAAGCAACAAGAACAGUUUUUAAAUCUACAAAAUUUCAAAGAUCCACAGUGUCAUAAGGCAUUAAAUCGUCAACAUUUUUCUCUUUUUACACAAAGAAAAAAUAAUGUAUGAGCAUGCAUUUACACCAGGUAGUUUUUUUCUAUAUUGCUAUUGUACACAUUACAAUAUACAACUGUACAAGACCAUUGGAAAGAUUACAAAAUGUGCAUGAUUCAAUUUAAAAAGUUAAAAAUAGACACGUCACUCUUACACUUUAUCUUUUGGUUAAUGAAAAAAUUAUAAUUUGGGAAAAGAAACAAAAGCUUUUCACGAUGGUUAUUUACAAGAUGUGCAAAUUGGAUUGUUGCAUAUGCGGCGUAGGUGCGUGAGUGACGGGUGGAGAGGACGAGAGACAAAAUAGUGAAUUAUGGAUUUUUUUUUUCUUAAACAAAAGAAUAAAAUGACAGACAAAACUCCAGCAUUCAGAAUCUGAGAUGAAAGCGUUCACACAGACACACAAAGGCAUCGACAUAAUAGAGAAGAGAAUAAGGUUUUGAAGUGGGGUUGCAUAAUGAAUCUGGAUAGACUGGUUACGUACAUGAGGUGAUUUCAUUACAAACGACUAUGACUACACCGUGUUUUUGACGAGCUCUGCGUUCAGGGUUCCUGUUAAAAGGCGCACUAUGUAACUUUUCUGGUGGAGGGGUCACCACAUAGUAGUCUUGCAUGGAAUGUUAGAGUGUGUCAUUAAACGUCUCUGUCUCCAUGACGAUGUCACCGGGCCAAACUACAGGUCAAAUCCCUGGAGAGGAACCAGCUCACAGUGGGAAUUUUUAAAUUGUUUUUGAGCAAUAUACAUCUGUAAUGUGUAACAGAGGCGUUUAAUGUCAUACUGUGGAUUAUUCCUGACAAACAGACCUCUCAGUGUAGACAACCUUCCACCAGAAAAGUUACAUAGUGUACCUUUAAGUGCUUUUUAAUACUUCCACUUCCACUGCACAAAUGUUUUAUAGAUUAGUUUCAUGUUGAGGAGCGUAUCUUGUAAAACCUGAUGGUCAAUGGAUCGCUGUUAAACUAAACUAACAUUCAUUCAAGUGGAGAAGCUCCAGGUAGGGCAUCUGGUGUAAAAGCUAUCCCAAAUCAUUAUGAAAUUACAGACCAGAUGCAGACCAAUAAUGUAAUGGAUGUUUUGGAGAUUUCAGAAUUAGAUUAUCAGUUAUUAGUAAAUUCUGAGCCAAUGCAGCUUCACUUUUUUCACUGUUGGGAACUUUUAGCACAAAAAUCAUGUCUUUGAGGUAAUGAACAGUUCACUUCAUACAACCCAACUUCAAAUUUACCCAUAUAAUUUUAGUAUCUUAUUGAUACAUUCAACAUUUACUUAUUUUGACAAAACAAAUGAAAACUGAAUGAGUGAAACACAGCACCCUUUAUAUAUUAUCAUCCAAAAUCAUGAUAAACGUAAUACUUGUGGUAAAUAAGACCAGGUUUAUACUGCUAAAUGCAGUAUCUCUGUAAUGAGAAAAUAAUAUAUUAGAAUAAGACUAUUUAUAAGAAGCACACGAGAGAGUCCCUUGGAUUAAACACUGGUGGAAACUGCAAAAAAAUUAAGAUAGAAUCAGGAAAAAUAAAAGUUUUUCCUGAACAAAAAACAAAAAUGUAACAAAAACACAGAAGUGGUUGUGCACAUUCAGAAUCAUUAUUUUUUAUCGCCAUCCUGAGAAACCAUUCAAGAUAAAGAUUAAAGGUGUACUACGGAACUUUUCUGAUGGAAAGUCUACCACCCACUUGUCUCCAUGGAGAUGUAAUUGUUUUGCCUGGAAUGCCUCACAGUAUUGGAUUGGCUGAGUGAUGUGUAGAGGCAACCCAGUUCACUGCAUGAUUUAAUGUUUUAUUUUUGAGAAAUAAAAACAUCUAUAACUGAAUAAAUUCUAGUUUAAUGCCAUAUUGUGGCAACAAUAACAUCUCCAUGGAGAUGUUAUUGUGUGGCGAACACUCACCAAAAACGUUCGAGCGCCUUUAACAUUAUGGCAACAAAUUUAGCAUUCAAUAACUUUGAAUUCAAUAACUUUCCAAACAUGUUUAUAUUCAGGUUGAGUCUGAC
Messenger RNA from Periophthalmus magnuspinnatus, 7655 nucleotides. It is a transcript of the gene srfb, whose product is annotated as serum response factor b. The transcript is spliced from 8 exons. The coding region runs from base 256 to 1968 and encodes 570 amino acids. NCBI's taxonomy places the organism in Eukaryota, Metazoa, Chordata, Actinopteri, Gobiiformes, Gobiidae. The record is from RefSeq and is a predicted model, not a curated record. Gene Ontology annotation, molecular function: DNA-binding transcription factor activity, RNA polymerase II-specific; protein dimerization activity; RNA polymerase II cis-regulatory region sequence-specific DNA binding. Gene Ontology annotation, biological process: positive regulation of transcription by RNA polymerase II.